AUGACCACACUUGUAACAGCAGGUGUGUUUUCUCCCAUCCCAGAAAGAGGGCACAAAGAUGAUACUACUGUAGAGAAAGAAGAGCACAGAGUGGUGGUGGUUGAGUUCGAUAAAGAUGGUGGAAACACCAAAGUUUCAAUCUCUACACAAGACCAAAAGGGUCAGAAAUUUUCUGAUAAAUUAAUGGAGGGCACAAAGGAGAAAUUUGAACGAGAAGACAUGCACCAUAGCCAUAUGGGGAGUGCUAAAGAGCUUGUGUGUGAUGCAUUUGACAAGUGUAAGCAUAAGAUUGAUAGCGCAAUUGGAAGAACCAGAGAGGCGGUUUCGAAGAAAGCGCGUGAGGUGGUCGAUAAGGCGGAUGAGGAAGCUCAUGAAGCUAAAGAAAGAGUAAAAGAUGCUGCGAGCAAAGUGAAGGAAAAAGCUCAUGAAGUGACAGGAGGAGCGAAAAGAGGCGGAGAAAAUGUAAUGGAGACGGCCAAGAUAAUCAAAGGAGAGGCGGAUGAGGAAGCUCACGAGGAAAAAGCUCAUGAAGUGAAAGGAGGAGUGAGAAGAGGCGGAGAAAUUGUAAUGGACACGGCAAAGAUAAUUAAAGGAGAGGCGGAGAGAGAUGUGUCUAGGAAAAUUGAGGCGACAAUAGAAAAGGAGAAAGAAGCAAAAGAAAUGGUGGAAGAGAAAGUUAAAGAAGAGGGGAAAAAGGGCUUGAAGAAAUUUAUGUUUGAUGUAUUGGCACAUAGUUUAUGGCUGAAGAGUAUGGGGAAUUUACAUUUGUUGGGAUUUGCCACAGCUUAUGGGAUGUGUGUGUGGGUGACUUUCGUAUCGAGUUAUGUUUUGGCUUGUGCAUUGUCUAGGCAGCAGUUCGCGACGGUGCAGAACAAGAUUUAUCCAGUGUAUUUCAAGGCCAUGGCUUAUAGUGUAGGUCUGGCGUUGGUCGGGUAUUUGAUGAGUCGUGAGAGGAAAAUGGAAGGAAUAGUGAUGCUCCAGGGCUUCAAUCUUCUAGCACCAUUAUUGAUGAUCACGGUGAAUAUGCUCUACUUAGAACCUCGAGCCACUGAGGUAAUGUUUGAGAAAAUGAAGAAGGAGAAGGAAGAUGGGCGAGCAAAAGAGGGAUUCAACACCAGACCGAGCAGCACAGUCGCCGACUCUGUACCUGAUUCUGCAAUCAGAGGCACAAAUGGUGAAAAGAGUACAACUUCCCCAGAUCCUGGUCAAGAAAGGCUUAAGGAAGCAGCAGCAAUGAGAUCUCAAAUCAUCGUACAAAGUGAAACAUUAAAGAGGCUGAAUUCAUAUUCAUCCUUCCUCAAUGUCGUGACUUUAAUGUUUCUUACUUCCCACCUCGUUCACCUAGGCCACCUACUCAAUUCAGUCUGUUAA
Molecule: messenger RNA, 1371 nt
Organism: Fraxinus pennsylvanica
Lineage: Eukaryota; Viridiplantae; Streptophyta; Magnoliopsida; Lamiales; Oleaceae
Source: the annotation of a GenBank genome assembly